This is a messenger RNA of Effrenium voratum, 453 nucleotides long. The record is from the annotation of a GenBank genome assembly. NCBI's taxonomy places the organism in Eukaryota, Dinophyceae, Suessiales, Symbiodiniaceae.
AUGACCAGUCAGAAGUGUGUGCUCGAGCCUUUUGAGUUUCAGCAGGUUGGCGGCAGGUGCAAGUUGGUUCUUGAAGACGACUUCGCCAGCUGCGCCUAUUGCGAAGAGUCUCGCCGCGCUACCCGCGACCGAGAUUUGCGGGCUGAGUGGCUGAAACACCAGGAGGCCUUGCGCCUACAGCGACUGCAAGAUCAGGUCACUCGCUGGCUGAAAGAACACAACUUCCAGGGCGUGAACGAACCCAAAGUCUCGCGCUGCGGGCUCCGCCGCACCUUUCCCUUGCUGGAGGCUGCUCGGACGCAACAGGCAAUGGUACCACUGCUGGUUCGGUGCGGUGCAAAUCCCAUGCAGAAGGACCUGCUGGGUUACACCGUGCUGGAUCGCUUGCAGUGCCAAGGCCUGCGCGCCCGAGUUCGCAAACUUUGGCGGAACUGGCAAGCGGCGCAGUUCUAA